Molecule: messenger RNA, 1527 nt
Organism: Salvelinus fontinalis (brook trout)
Lineage: Eukaryota; Metazoa; Chordata; Actinopteri; Salmoniformes; Salmonidae
Gene: asb5a
Product: ankyrin repeat and SOCS box containing 5a
Biological process (GO): protein ubiquitination; positive regulation of protein catabolic process; intracellular signal transduction
Molecular function (GO): protein binding
Source: RefSeq, a predicted model, not a curated record
ACUUGAGAGUGGCAUAUGAUCCCCUCCUUGCUCCAUUAUUCCAAUGUUAACCUCACCAUACUGGCUCUGUUCUGCUUCAAGCUCUUGAUCAAGAUAAGCCUCAACUGCCUCUCCUACUUUUACAUCAUCAGAGGGGCCAGGAUAUCUGCAGAGUCCUAUGAUUUUGGUCAAGGACACAGGUCCUGGGCAGACCGCUCACCCUUACAUGAUGCUGCAUGCCAAGGUCGUCUCUUAGCUCUGAGGAAUCUGAUUUUACAGGGCCACAAUGUAAAUGUAGUCACUAUAGACCAUGUGAGUCCUCUGCACGAGACCUGCCUUGGAGACCAUGUAGCAUGUGCCAGAGCUCUGAUCGCUGCAGGAGCCAAUGUGAACAUCACCACCAUUGAUGGGGUGACUCCUCUUUUCAACGCGUGCUCAGUGGGCAGUGUAUCAUGUGCAGAGGUCCUCCUGGAGAACGGGGCCAAACCCCAGGCUCUGGUAUUUCAGCCCUCGCCCAUUCACCAAGCCAGCAGUAAAGGCAGCAGUGGGUGUGUGGAGACUCUAAUCAGAUGGGGAGCCGACGUGGACUUUGACAUUCCUCACCUGGGAACGCCCCUCUACACCGCCUGUGUCUCUCAGGAGAUAGAGUGUGUCCAGAGGCUGCUGAGGGAAGGAGCAAAUGUACAGAAAGGUAGAUAUAUGGAGUCUCCCUUACACGCUGCCGCUGAGAAGGACUGCACUGCCAUUGUUAAGCUGUUGUUGGACUUUGGGGCAGAUACCCAUGCCAGGAACAUCGAGUUAAAGAGACCUGUGGAAGCUGCUCCCCCCAGCAGCCUGACAGAGCGGUUUCUACUGGUCUAUGAGGCCACGCCCCAACCAUUAAGUCAGCUGUGUCGACAGCGUAUCCGUGACCGUGUGGGCCGUGACAGGUUUCACCUCAUCAACCAUCUUCCCCUUCCCAACCCCCUCAGGAACUACCUCCAGUACAGAUGAUGAGCAUAGAACUUCACAAUCUCAAAGGCUGUGGUGGUGGUGGCAUCUUCCUGGUGUCAGUCAUUCAUGUGAACUCAACAGCCUGCAAGGAUAGAAGGAGCACUACUUGCACUUGAAGCAAUGAAAUACAUACUUGAUUUAGCCUAUACCUGAUUUUAGUAUGGUUCACAAGAAACUGCUAAAAUUUGGUGCUGGAGCAAUGACCAGCAAUCAUGGUUUGCUAUGAACAUUUUCAAGGGAGAGUUUCAUUUAAAUCCAGAGCUGGACUGUUUAAAGGCACUUAGAAAAUGUGUUCCUCAUCAAUAUAUUGCAGAGGUUUAUAAAUUAGUCUGUGGCUGGCUCAUAUGCACAUACAAUAACACAAUUUAAAGUGCUUUCAUAUUAUGGAAAAUACAUUUAAUUUGGAUUGUUAUAUUAACAUGGUUUAUCAUCUUGUUAUGUAUUUUAGAUUAGACUUGUGCAUCUGAAAAACUUGAAAUUCACCAAAAUCCUUGAGAACACUUCACUCCUACAUUCAUAUCCUCCAAAAAUAUAGAUAUAAACUUGCUUGCUUGA